Messenger RNA from Brienomyrus brachyistius, 6230 nucleotides. It is a transcript of the gene ston2, whose product is annotated as stonin 2. Gene Ontology annotation, biological process: regulation of endocytosis; clathrin-dependent endocytosis; synaptic vesicle endocytosis. The transcript has 7 exons. The coding region runs from base 1964 to 4501 and encodes 845 amino acids. Gene Ontology annotation, cellular component: AP-2 adaptor complex; synaptic vesicle. Gene Ontology annotation, molecular function: clathrin-cargo adaptor activity. The record is from RefSeq and is a predicted model, not a curated record. Lineage: Eukaryota; Metazoa; Chordata; Actinopteri; Osteoglossiformes; Mormyridae.
GUGUCACAGUUUCAUGAUGGUACUUGGGGUAGGAUUGCGUCACUACUGGUCAAAGUGUGAUUAGUCUCAAAACUUGGUUGAAUUUGUUUAAUAUACUAUAAGACUAGUGCGCUAAACUCUAAACAGUAGGUGUCUAAAUAUUGACACAUGAAAGCAUAUCUGUAGGCAACGCCUUUGUGUGAAUUCGAGUGGACCUGUACUUUGCCUAGGUUAAAUAUGUGUCACAAAUGCUGACUUUUCUGCACAGCCCUCAUAAGCAUAGGGAUAGCCCUUAAGAUUAAUGGAUAGGUGUGUGGGGUGUUACUCCUACGACUGUUUCCUGGUGAUCAGUCAGGGUUAGGGUGAUCUCAGAGUUGUCCACCAUCUGAGAUUGCUGCUGCUCCGUGGUGUGACCACAUGUUGAGGUGUUAACUUGUAUUGGUAGUAGGUGAGAGGAGAGGGUCUGUUUGUGCUCCUUGAGUGGACUGUUCAGCUGUUGCCCUCCACAUGGUAGGGAUGUGGGGGCCACUCCUGGGAGGGGAGGGGGGGGGUUCUCUGGCUGAGACUGGGAUUCUAUUUGUGUUUAGUAAUGGUCUCACACCGUCCAUGGUUUGCUCUGUUUCAGAGUCACAGCUUGGACUGGUCCCAGCAGGACACAAUCCGCCUGUAUUCUCUUCGGCCGCGUUAACGUCCUGUUCAGUUCCUGCUCUGUUUUCCGGGUUCGAGCCAGCCACUCGCCCUGUGUGGAUCCACGUCAACACACCCCUCAGAGUUAGAGGUGUACAGUGAUGCACAGAGAAAAGGUGCCGGGUUUGGCCUAAGCACGCAGUGCGUGGAUUGCGUUUGACGGCUCCGUGCCACCCAAGUGCUGCUGGCGAUCCAGUUGACGUGCUGCUUGCAUUCAUCAUCGUCCUGCCUGGUGGCGCAAGGCUCAGUGUACACCACUCCUUUGAUACGCUCUCACCACUGGCUUCCUGUAGCCACCCGCAUCAAAUUCAAAACACUGAUGCUCGCAUACAAAGCCAAAAAUGGUCUGGCACCAUCCUAUCUAAAAGACCUCAUCACACCCUGUACUGCACCCCGAUCUCUCCGAUCCUCCAGCACUGUUAGACUGGUCCCACCACCCCUCAAGGCACAAGGACGACACACAUCUCGGCUCUUCUCUGUCCUGGCACCUAGUUGGUGGAAUGAACUCCCCCUUGAUGUCCGAACAGCGGAAACCUUGGCUGUCUUCAAGCGACAACUCAAAACUUUCCUUUUUCAGAAAUACCUGAAGUAGUACUCUGUAUUCUUACUCAGCUCUUUUCCGUAUGUGUGUGUGUAUGUGUACAAAAAAAAAUUUUUGUUGAACUUUCUCAACAGUGUUCGGAUAGAUGGUAUUCAUAGCUUGGGUCCUUAUUGAGCUAGUAUCGGGAAAAUUCAUCCCAGCAUCUUAAAGCACUUAUGUAAGUCGCUCUGGCUAAGGGCGUCUGCCAAAUACUGUAAAUGUGUACUGCAGUGUGGUGGCAGCUUCCCGUUGCCACAGUGAGCCAGAUCCUCCCACUGAACAUGCUGCUCCAUGGCUGAAGAUGGAAGUCAUCAGCAUGGAGGGAGUGGGACCGUGGGGCCUGUCACAUGGUCUGUCACAUGGCCUGUCACAUGGCCUGUCACAUGGUGCAUAGACUCUCAUGGGCUUUGUGGAUUCUUGGUCUCCUUAUCUGGUUCAGGCUUCAUCUUCUUUCCGAAACAGCAUAUCCUGCCUGAAAGUGGUUCUAUCCUGAGUGUGUUGGGUCACAGACUGACCCAGCUAUCCGUUCGACUUAAGUAAGGAGUUGAUCUGAGUGUUUCGAGUCCCCCCCCCCUCUUUGGUGCUGGAGGAAUGGCUUACGGUGGUGGGCUUCCUUUAGCUGCCAUGUUCUUCUCCAUGCACUCAGGUUCUCCAGCAACACACUGCGCCUGAGCUGUCGUCCCUGAGUUUACACGCCGGCCCUCCCUUGCUGUUUCCAUGGCGAUCCCCAGCAGUGUCUCCACACCCCGACCUGGCUGGGUGGUAUUUACAGAUGACGACCCCAGCCCUCCCGGCCUGGAGCCCCACCCAGACGGUGGUGGCAGUGCAGUGAAGCCCCGCCCCACUGAAGCCCCAUACCUCAUACAUGGGGGCAGGACUGCAGUGGGUGUGUCCACACGGCAGACUGUCUGGGCCCAAUUUGAGGAUAGGCCUAUGACCCAAACUGUUCCUUCACAACCACAAGUGAAAGGCACCCGACACAGCGUGUGCUCCUCACCUAGCUUCUGGAGCAGCGACCCCCCCUCAGAGAGCAGUGGGACAAGCCAGUCAGAAGACCACAGUUCGCUGGGAGACCUGCCCCCCCUGCCCAGCCAGACAUCCUCCCUCACACACUCGCCCAACUCUUCCACCUUCCAAGAUGAGGGCAUAGACAUGGAAUCACAGAACUGGCCACCGGCCCCCAAGCACGUGAACGGCCAAUCGGAGAGCCACGUGGCCCGCCUUGCCAGCUGGGUGACCUUCGAUGACGACGGACCUAUUUUCUGCCGUCCUGGCGGCCUGCCGCAGUCCAACCACGAUGACAGCUCCACGUCGGAGGUCGAUGGGAACCCCGUAGCCUCUCCCCCUUCUGUCCAGACCCGAGAUGCAAUACAGCACCUCCUGGACCUGACACCGGAAGGAGUCCGUCCUCUCUUCGCCUUGGACGGUCCCCCGUUGAGCAUUGGCUUGCCCAGCAUGAAGAACCCCUUCCUGGACGAGGGUCUAUCACAUGUGCAGCCAUCUCCAAUCAACCCUUUCGUUGACUUUUUCCAGGAGCAAGUAGAAGCCAAGGUGACACCGAACAAUGGCUGCUAUCUAGAGAACACCCAGCAGUCCUGCACCUCUCCUCCAGUCCCUCCUAGCACCGCAGAUAUUAAAAGGGAAUCCCUGUUACCCCUGUCAACUGAGCUGGACACCCCAGCUAGAGGAGGUGUCCUGCCCUGGCCCCCCUCUGAGAGAGGUGGGCAAAGCUUGUGGAUGGUAGAAUCAGAUCAGCAGGAGAGCGCCCUGCUGCCGGACGACCCUGUGGAGCCUGGGGAGCUGGAGGAGCCACCGUAUCAGCCGGCCCACAUGACCCCACGGGAUGGCUGGCCCAUGAUGCUGCGCAUCCCAGAGAAAAAGAACAUCAUGUCGUCCCGGCACUGGGGGCCCAUCUUUGUGAAGGUGUCUGACGCCGGGCGGCUGCAGCUCUUCUAUGAGAAGGGUCUGGAGAAGCCCUUCAAGGAGUUUCAGCUAGACGGCCGACAUGAGCUCUCCGAGCAUAAGCUUCAGAGCUACAACGAAAGUGACCGGGUGCAUACUAUCAGCAUCGAUCACGUCACCUACAAGGAGAAACGCAAGAUCCAGUCCAAGGUAACCGUGGUGCAUGCCCCUGCCAAGGAUCAGCUGGUGAAACUGGGCACCGUCAACUACUCAGACUUCCUGAGCUUCACCCAUGCCCUGAGGGAUGUGCUGAUGCUGCUGCCUGUGGAACAAGAGUCUCCAAGCAGUUCCCCAUCCUACCAGGAGGAGGAGGUCUUCGUGGAUGUACGAGAUGAGUUCCAUGGUGUUGUGUCCAAGGCCGAUGGCAGGAUUGUGCAGCAGCUGGUGAUGACCCACAUUUAUGUGCUGGCGUUUGCGUCGGGGUCACCAGCCUGCAAGAUUGGCCUCAACGACGUCCAGGUGAAAGGGAACGAGGUGGUAUCCCUGCAUGACAUCAUCCCCAACACCACCACACGCUGGGUCCGACUCCGAGACUGCCGGCUGCACAGUAGCGCAGACAAGCAAGAGUUCACGAGCACCAGAACGAUUUCCUUCACACCCCCGGCAGGUCGCAGGUUCGAGCUGCUCCGUUUCUGUUCGCUCUUUGCUGAGAAGAGCCUGCCCUUCACUCUGAGGACGGUGGCCAGCGUCAAGGGCGCGGAGGUAGAGCUGCAGUCCUGGCUGGCAAUGUCAACUGGAUUCUCCUCCAACCGGGAUCCCCUCACUUUGAUCCCCUGUGAGAAUGUGAUGAUCCGCUAUCCCAUCCCCCAGCUCUGGGCCAAGAACUUCAGGCGGGAAAGCCUGGGGGGCGAGAAGUCUCUGAAAGCUCGCUUCAACAAGGGGGCCAACUUUGGGUCCACCAUCACAUCAGGGCAGGAGCCAGCCAUGCGGGUCACGCUGGGGACAGCCAAAUAUGAGCAUGCCUUCAGGGCUGUGGUGUGGAGGAUAAACUCUCUCCCUGAUAAGAAUUCAGCUCUGGGUCACCCCCACACCUUCUUCUGUCGUCUGGAGCUGGGGUCUGACUGGGAGGUCCCAACCAAGUUCCACCGCCACCUGGAAGUGGAGUUUGACAUGCCAGCUGCCUCAGCAUCCAGGACCACUGUGCGAUCUCUGUCGGUGGGAGAUAGAACUGACGUCAAGAAGUGGGUCAAUUAUAAGGCACACUUCUUGUACCAGGUGGAAAUGGAGCAGAGAAACACCCCCAAGUUGGAUGGUUUGCACACGGAGAGGCCUGGGGAAUGUUCUCUGCAAUGAGGACUCUUAGGCUGGAAGAUCAAAAGCCAGUUUGCACUCUGGACAAUUGACUCUAUUCUACUGUAGAGUACAAGACAGAUAUUGGCCUUAAUCUCUCCUUAACCUUGUGUUUUUAGACUCAGUGGUCGUAAGAAGAGCUUUAACUUUCACUGGUUACGUAACAAUUGGCAGCAGAGAGGCUUGUGGGCUGAUGGGAGAACAAUAUUUCAGGAAUAUUCCUGCUGUUCCUAUAAAUUCACAGGAAAAUGGCGCCCCCAUCUGGCCGCGUCAAGGCUGCCACAGAUUGUGUCACAACCUUCAGAUAUGGGAACCUUUAGUUGACCAAAACUGACAGGUCAGGUAAAGUACAGUAAGUCUGCUGGGUCAUUUGUCUUAGAAGUUUUUCAAGCUGAAAGUUUUCUCCUGUGCCUGCCUGUGUCAGGCACCCUUCAACAUGUGGAGCUGGCCCAUGUUUUAAUGAUGUAUUGCACCUUAUUUGCGGUGUGCUGAAAUACGUGUGCCUCAAAUCGCAUGUAAUUCAAAAUUAUUUAGUGAUGCAAGGGGCCGGGUCUAAACUCCCUUAGAGCUUUAAACCAGGUGUGAAGUCGGAUUAAAUGAUGCAUGUUUCGGGGCCAAGUCACCGGCAGGUCUUAAACUGUUACCUAGCAAUGCAAACUUUUUUAAGAUGUAUUGUCUAACCCGAUGAAAUGAAUGUAUUCCUGUCUUCUGAGCAGGAAAUAAAGGGGUCUAGCAUAGUACCCAAAAUUAUUCAUUUUGGGUGCGUUUGAAAGAAGUUACAAAAAAAUUUGAUACUAAGUUGUUUUGAUAAAGAUUUUGAUGUCAAAUCUUUAUUACAUAAUUACUUCUUUAGCUACAUGAAGUGUGACAUCUUUGGACUUUUGCAGGAAAAUAUCUGUUGGAUUAAUUUUCUGCUCCUCACUGUAACUUUCUGCUAAAUUCAGAUAUACUGCGUGCAUUAAAACUACUGAUAUCUAAUGCAAGCUAAUAAAUAUUAUUUAAAAAUAUUCUGCAAAGAGCAUUUGUGAAUAAAAAUGGAAGUGAUUGACACGUUGAACACUAAUAGUGAAUUUUAACUCUAAACACAAUCGAACAGAAAACCAAUAGAUCAUGCCUGUCACUUCCGUCACGGAUGAGGUGAUACGAAUGACGGUAGACAGAUGGGGUUUGAAGCUCCGGACGUGGGAUGGGAGGAUGACUGAGGAAAGGUGAUGUCUCACUUUAAACUCUUAGCGUUUUCACAUCUCAUAGCUUAAUGCUCUACUUCCUUUAUACUGAUGAUGUAAAUGUCAAAAAUCGAAAAGAGAAAGACCUUUGUUUUGACUGCUUGAGCUGAUGUUGGCCAGGGCUCGUUUUUUGGGCAAAAUGCUGUCAUUUAGAUUUCAGAUUGAAAUCGCUGAAAUGCAAUUGGACUGGGAAGAGGAUUUGAUUGUAGCCUUACUGUGGUUUCGAAAUAGACGAUACUGUCUGUUAAUCCUGAGGGCACUUCUGCUUUUCUGUGGCUUUCUGAGAUGCUGUAAUGUUGUGGUUCUUUUCUGCAGACGAGAAUCGUGUGUGUGUAACUCCUUCUGUGACUCCCCGGGGUGUUCACUGCAUAUGUGCUGUAUGGGUGGGGUGACACAGUGGAGCUAAAAUAGUUUGCACUGGAUGACACCCACGCUUGCGAUUAUGGAUCUGCUGAAAAAGCCAUUCUUUUGUACACGUAAAUAAAUGAGAACUUCUUCUCACGUAA